UUAGAUAAAUAUUCUAGAGAAAUGGAAUCGAUGGAUAUAUGUUUCUCUCUCUAUACAUUGUAUAUCUAUCUAUAGUAGACUAGUAGUGUGCUGCUGCUGCAACUUCAUUGGGAAGGUUAAAGAAAAAUGUUAGGAGGUGUGCAAAAGGUACUUUCGCAUGGAGGUUUGAUUAAGAAUGCAGUUCUUCAGCAUAUCCGUGUAGCGAGUCCUAUUUUGUUCACAAGAUAUGAGACUACAUCUGCUGCAUCCGCUCCUCGUAUUGAAGAACAUGGAUUUGAGAGCACUACGAUCUCAGACAUACUGAAAGUGAAAGGAAAAAGUGCUGAUGGUUCCUGGCUUUGGUGUUCCACAGAUGACUCUGUUUAUGAAGCUGUGAAAUCUAUGACACACCAUAAUGUUGGUGCCCUGGUUGUGGUGAAACCUGGUGAGGAGAAGUCGAUUGCUGGGAUUAUCACAGAGAGAGAUUAUCUGAGGAAGAUCAUAGUGCAGGGAAGAUCAUCAAAGUCAACAAAAGUUGGGGAUAUCAUGACUGAAGAGAACAAGCUGAUCACAGUGACACCUGAAACCAAAGUUCUCAAGGCAAUGCAACUCAUGACAGAGAAGAGAAUCAGGCACAUUCCAGUUAUCGGUAACGAGGGAAUGCUAGGGAUGGUAUCGAUUGGAGAUGUGGUGAGGGCAGUGGUGAGCGAGCAUAGGGAAGAGCUGGACCGGCUAAACGCUUACAUCCAUGGCGGUUACUAGUUAUGGGUGGAUGUGGUUUGUUGAUAAUGACGAUCAUGAGAGCAGAGUGUUAUUGUUGUCGUAUGACAAUGAUGAGAUAGAUGCUCUUUAGCUGCUGAAAGUAAAUGGUGUUUAAUGUAUGUUGUUGUGUUCUUCUUCUAGGGGAUGUUGACUGGUUUGGUUAUGCUUAUAAUCAAUCCAUCAAGACACUAGAUGAUAACCAACUUUGGUUUUUAUCUUCCCUUUUACUCUGUCCACCCACAUCAUGUUUAUCAUGGUCGGUGACUUUUAAAUAAUUAACAAUUAUAAUAAUAAUAAUAAUAAUAUCAUCCUGCUUUCUUGGCU
Messenger RNA from Impatiens glandulifera, 1065 nucleotides. RefSeq names its product CBS domain-containing protein CBSX3, mitochondrial. The transcript has 5 exons. The record is from RefSeq and is a predicted model, not a curated record. NCBI's taxonomy places the organism in Eukaryota, Viridiplantae, Streptophyta, Magnoliopsida, Ericales, Balsaminaceae. Bases 127 to 741 code for a protein of 204 amino acids.